Molecule: messenger RNA, 568 nt
Organism: Cuscuta epithymum
Lineage: Eukaryota; Viridiplantae; Streptophyta; Magnoliopsida; Solanales; Convolvulaceae
Source: the annotation of a GenBank genome assembly
GCCGCCACCAGAUUUAGAAGCUCGAUGUGAGAUCCUUCGUGUGCAUACACGUAACAUGAAGUUAGAUGCCGAUGUUGACAUUAGGCAAGUAGCUGAGAAUACGGAUCUCUACACAGGGGCAGAGUUGGAAGGGCUGUGCAGAGAAGCCGGAAUUGUUGCUUUAAGAGAAGAUAUUUCAGCCACUGUUGUGUGUGAUCGACACUUCCAAACCGUCAGGCAGUCACUAAAGCCAGCGCUCACCCAGGGAGAAAUUGAAUCAUAUUCCUCCUUUAUGAAGAAGGAGAAGGAGAAGAACCCAUCUCUCUGUUCUUCUAGUACACUUGAAUCCUCCAGCUACAAUCAGAGCAGCAAGACAAGUCGGCAUCUUUUGAUGAGUCCUGCUCUUAGAAUCUGUAUUUUUAGUGUAGUUUUGUAUGCUGCUGCAAUUUAUGCGUUCACACCGGCCGUUCUAUUGUCUAAAGAACUAAGAAGUACUUAGAAUUUCAUUGUGUUUGUGUUGCUUAGUUCUGAACAAAUAUUAUGUACGGUACUAUAUUAUAUCUAAAAAAGGUAAAUCAUUCGUUUCAGU